AUUAACAUAAUCUAAUCUGUUACACUUCAUAUAUAAAUCUUGUUAGUUGGCGCUUUGAGUAAUGUCUGAUUUUGACUACUUUUUAACUACUCAGUUUAGGAUAGCUUGCGAAAUUCAACCAGUUUUUUUUUUAAGUCAUGGCAACUGAACGCUUGAAGAUUCGAACUCUUCCCUCGUUCAUAGAGCUGACAGCAGCAGAUCAGGCACUAUGCCUGGAAAGCUAUCGAGCGGAACAGCUCGAUGAUAAGAAUCUAGAGAAUAAAUACAUGAAGCGUACCGCUCAGCUAAGGAAACGAGCUAGCCCCGAUUCGAUAGAUAACGAAUGCUUUCUCUGCUUUGAUGUCUACCCGAUGAAUUUCAAAUACAGCACAAUACUCUUCUGCCUCUGCGGCAUCACACAUCAUGCGUUCCACGUGCUAUAUGUGAAUGUCAUUGAGGAUACCCGGCUUGAGAGUCUCAGUCAGUUCGUAUGCGAUCUGUUGGCCAAUAUGAUCACCACUGAGAUGCCAAAGCUGAAGGAAUUCUCGCUGAAGUUUAUACUGUGCCGCAAUAAUCCGCUCAACAAUACGGUUCUAAAUCAGUUUGCCGAAUCGACGACGACGUCCAAACUGUUCAAUACGUUUCCCUUCAUUCUUGAUACAAAUGUGUUCCGACAAUCGCAUCCGCAUGAUCCUUACGUCCAGUUGGCAUGGAUCGAGAUUAUGCUGGGCAAUAUUCAACAGAAUACGGUUGGGGAGAUAUUCCAAAAGCAUCGCGAAGCGGCCAGAAUCAAAAACAAUGCAGAACUAAAACAGUUUGUUGACGAUUUCUGUGGCUUAGCCAGAGACCUGCUGGACUCGAGAUUUUCGGUAAAUCUCCGUCUCUGCACCAUGGACAGAAUGGACUACUUUGAGCACAUAAUAAGCGCCCACAUGAAGGCCCACAAGGAGACCAACUUAUCGCGCUCAUUUCUUUUUGACUUAAUCAGAGCCCUAAUACACAUUUAUGGCCACUGAGCAAUAAUUGGUUCUCUCCAAAAUUGGCUAGAAAUACGAAAUUGUGAGUGUGACAAAUACAAUUCAAUUAUUCCCAUCAGCA
Molecule: messenger RNA, 1077 nt
Organism: Drosophila grimshawi
Lineage: Eukaryota; Metazoa; Arthropoda; Insecta; Diptera; Drosophilidae
Exons: 1
Coding region: 138-995 (285 amino acids)
Source: RefSeq, a predicted model, not a curated record